Molecule: messenger RNA, 1860 nt
Organism: Malania oleifera
Lineage: Eukaryota; Viridiplantae; Streptophyta; Magnoliopsida; Santalales; Ximeniaceae
Product: RING-H2 finger protein ATL68-like
Exons: 3
Coding region: 749-1477 (242 amino acids)
Source: RefSeq, a predicted model, not a curated record
UUUUUUUUAUAUUUUUAGGUCAGGGUAAACUUGCAGAGGGUCAACACAAGGUGGAGUCGAGCGCCGUUCCACUUCAAAUGUCAAAAAAAAAAGAAAAAAAGAAAAAAAGAGCAGACAGAGAUAUGAAAUCUGGGAAUAUAUAUAUAUAGAUGAUAUUUCUCUUGGAUUUUAAAUUUUCAAAUAAAAAACUUUAUGUAUUGUAUGGUAUGAUGAGCAUGAACCACGAUAAGCCAAUCAUCCCCUGCUUCACCAGCACCCUCCACCUCCACCUUUCCAUUCAAAAAAAAAAAAAAAAACUUUUUCUUAAAAAAAAUCAAGAACUGAAACCGACCCAAAAUAGGUAAAAGAACUUGAAUUAGAUCCGAGAUCUCCCCAUAAAUCUCUGACCCUGAUCUCUCUCUCUCUCUCUCUCUCUCUGAACUGAACUGAACUGAAUUUUCUCACAUGGGUUUCUUUCCUCUCUGUUUCAAUACCUCACGCAGUGGCUUGCUUGAGAGAUGAUGUUUGAAAGGGGGAGGGAGAGAGAGAGAGAGGCUAAUGAUGGGUUGCAGAGUCGAUCUCUCGGGGGCAUAGCCGUUUGUUUUCUUCGAUUGAUAUGUUAGAAAAUGAGAGUUGUUACUGUAGAUUUCAGCUAUACUGGUAAAUGGAACAGGAACUGUUCUGCAACCAAAGUAAUAGUUAGGGUUUUCGAGUAGGGUCCGAAGGAGGGGGCUUUAGGGGAGGGGAGAGAGCGAUGAUGAGAAGUUGAAUGUUGAAUUCGAAUUGGGUUUGCUGUGAAAUUGGCACCAACAUGAUAGCUUCUGGGAUUAACUUAGUGAUGACAGUGUUUGGGUUCGCAGUGAGUACGAUGUUCAUCGUGUUCGUCUGCACCAGGCUCAUUUGCGCUCGCAUCCAACUGAAUGCUUCGCGGCGAUCCUUCCCUAUUGCUUCUAGAUCUGAUCUUAGUAUACUGGAACGUGGGUUACAUGGUCUUGAGCCUACGGUUGUCGCCAACUUUCCCACAAAGAAGUACAGUGAUGGGUUUUUCUCAUCAGCAGAACAUGCACAAUGCACAGUUUGCCUUGCCGAAUACCACAAAGAAGAUAUAUUACGGAUCCUUCCAUAUUGUGGUCAUUUCUUCCAUGUGACGUGCAUAGACAUAUGGCUACAGCAGCAUUGUACUUGCCCUGUCUGUCGAAUUUCAUUGCGUGCAUCUCCUGAGAGAAAAUUCUUGAUGCAACCUGUUUCCAGUUCGGCUAUCAGAUCCCAUUAUGGCAUGGGGCCCCUUGAUGCACAUUCUUAUCAUCGUGUGUUGGCUGAGCGUGGGUUGUUGUCGAGAAGCCAUGACAACCAUAUGAUGGAUCCUAUUCAAGAGGAUCAUUUUGCACCUGAGGUUGAUGGAGCAGAGGCUGGAGAGAGCAUCCUCCCCUUGGCUGAGGGUGAUCGUAUCACAAAAGACUCAGGAAACAAGCUUGUAGAGAGUCCAUCAAAUUCAUAAAUCUGGGUUUCUCUGAAUUCAAGCUCCAUUCUUGGAAACCUCCAAUUUGUCACAAGUUAAAAAUGAGUACAUCCAGAAGCAUAUAUAUGGAAUUGAAAAUCACUGAAACUGCCUCAGGUAGUUGAUUGUUCUCCUCUUGGCUUCUUGUACAUAUGGCAAAAGUGAAUUUUUCCUCCUCUUUCUUUUUAAAUAUACCCCUUGCAAUAGCUGGCAGCUUACAUUUUUGUUAGUGUAGUUGUGAAACCAGGAUUUAAGUAGUUCAAGGUUGCUGCAGGAGGGUUUUUUUUUGGUCCCCAUUUUUAGUUCUCUCUUGUACUCUGUUGUUUCCUGUCUGCAAUUCUGUAGUAGAAUGUAUAAAGCUUAUGUUUGAGAGGUUUUGAUAA